This is a messenger RNA of Limulus polyphemus (Atlantic horseshoe crab), 4443 nucleotides long. RefSeq names its product synaptogenesis protein syg-2-like. The transcript is spliced from 22 exons. Gene Ontology annotation, biological process: cell-cell adhesion. Gene Ontology annotation, molecular function: cell adhesion molecule binding. Gene Ontology annotation, cellular component: cell-cell junction. The record is from RefSeq and is a predicted model, not a curated record. Bases 317 to 4162 code for a protein of 1281 amino acids. NCBI's taxonomy places the organism in Eukaryota, Metazoa, Arthropoda, Merostomata, Xiphosura, Limulidae.
CCGGCAGUGGUUAAUGUCCACACAAUAGAAAUGCACAAAUGAGAAUUUCAAAGUAACUUUCCAUUCAAGUAUUGAAAUUUUUAUUAUGUCUCAUAUUGUUCAAAAUUGAAAUUUUAAUUAACUCUGUGUUUUAAGAGCGACUGUGGCUCAUUGUUACCACUUUUUUUUUCAUAGUUAAUUCUGUAACAAAAUGUUAUUUAACCUUCAAGGUAUCGAAGAAUGGGUAGAACUAGAACUAUUUUAUAAUAUUAUUAUAUUGUUUAAUUAAAACCCAAUGUACUCAGUAUAAACAGCGAACUUAAAACAGAAAAUUCUGAUGGCACGCACAUCUUCCUACUUCCAUUAUGUCUGGUGGAUCUUCUUUGUCUCAGUUUUCGUUAUCUUACUAGCAAAAGGAGGAUGUCAGAAGCAGUACUUCCGAGUUGAACCACGCGCCAGUGAUGUAAUACAAGGUUAUACUAUUGAUUUACAAUGCCAUAUAGGAAACUUAGCUGGAGCUGUGCAAUGGAGCAAAGAUGGUUUCGUCUUAGGCUACGAUCCCGACAUCCCAGGUUAUCCGCGUUACGUGAUGAUUAUUAAUCCCAACAAUGGAGUUUACAACUUGAGGGUUUCACAAGCUCAGCUUAAGGAUGAAGGAGUAUAUCAAUGUCAGGUUGGGCCAGCACCAGGAAACAAGCCAAUCAGAAGUCAGGCGAAUUUGACAGUGUUAGUUCCGCCAGAGAAAGUUGAAAUCCGUCAUCGUUCCAAUGGAAGCGUGCUAGAAGUGCGUGAGGCUGAACGUGUUUCUUUGACGUGCUAUGCUUAUCAAAGUAAACCGCAAUCUCAACUGAAAUGGUACCGUAACCGCAAGGAGUUGAAAGAUCCGGUGCCAUACGAAGUGGAAGACCUGAGAAACAAAUUAUUCACAACCUUCAGUACAAUCACUAUUCAUCCUAAACUAGAAGACAACAACGCCACCUACACGUGUGAAGUUGUACACCCUACUUUGAAAACUUCGUUAACAGCCACCGUUAGAAUAAGUGUUUUGUAUCCUCCAGAGCCUCCGGAAAUCGAAGGGUACAAUGAACAGGACAUUGUUCAAAUAGGUGAUACCUUAACAUUGGCCUGCAUAUCACGUGGCGGCAACCCACCGGCAACAUUAGUAUGGUUUAGGAAUGGUGUUCAGGUAGACAAAACAUUUUCAGUUAUAGGUCAAGAGACAACAAAUAAGCAUAUUUUCCGCGUAACAGCAUCAGACAACAAGGCCGUUUAUCGUUGUGAGGCCUCAAACAGCGUAACUCUACAACCUCUGAAGGCAUCAUUGACCCUCAAUGUUCUUUUUUCCCCCUCUAAGGUAACAAUCAAGGGACAUCGUGAGGGUAGAAUCGGGGACAACAUCACAUUAACGUGUCUAGCAGGUCCAAGUAAUCCAGAAUCCGAGCUAUCGUGGAUAGUAGAUGGAUUACCAGUAUUUUCUACUUUUGAUACUACCUUAACUUCAUUAGGGACUUGGUUCACGACAUCAAAUAUCAGUUUCACAUUGACCAAGCAGGAUCCUGAUACGAAGACAUUUUCCUGUGUAGCUGUCAACAAGAUUUUAAAUGAGCAUGUCACACAAACAGCAAAACUUAGUGUUAUAUAUCCACCAGGACCGCCAUCUGUAGAAGAACUUGAUAAUGAACCAAUCAUUUCAGGGGAAAUAAAACAAAUUACCUGUGUUUCUUUCGGCGGGAAUCCUCGUGCAACCAUUCGAUGGUUCAAGGGAGAUAUGGAGGUCGUAGCUAUGACUAAGCCUGUACCUAAUGGAGUUGCAAGUAGCUUAAUAAUCCAAGCUGAAGCAAGUGAUAAUGGAGCAGUAUAUAGAUGUGAAGCGUCCAAUCCGGCAAUACCCCGACCUCUGGUGGUUUCUGUAACAACUAGAGUCAUCUUUCCACCUGCUGAAUUAAACGUCGAAAUAAAGCCGCAAAAUCCGAGGGAAAAUCAAAUUGUAACAAUAACAUGCGAGUCUGGAUCCAGUAAUCCUGAGAGCAUCAUUCAGUGGUGGAGGAAUGAUAAAUUGAUCAGUGGAGAUGUGGUUGCGAUCUCUAGAGGAGACUAUGGAGGAAAAGUAACAAGAAGUCGACUUCGAUUUAACGUCAGUUUUGAAGAUGAUGGCUCGGUGUUCGUGUGUCAAGCAACGAACCCUAGAAUACAUCGUUCUAUACAAAAAACCAUCAAACUUGAAAUACUUUAUAAGCCCCGAUUUCUGGUUCAAAAUCUGGAGCGCUUCGAUGUGCUAGAAGGAGAAUCAGCUCAUAUCAACGUUACUGUAAAAGCUAAUCCGUCGUCCAUCUCCUACCAGUGGUUUCAAGAGGGGCAGUUAAUAAUUGACCCCUCGUCCAGUGCACUCUGGAUCACGCACGGUCCUCAUAGUCAUAAUGUUUUUGCAAGAGGUUCAGUACUAGAAAUCCCAAAAGUUUCAAGAAAUCAUGCGGGUCUUUAUGUAUGUGAAGCUGCAAACUCCGAAGGAGCUACAAAAAUUGAAAUAAUCAUUAACGUUCUAUAUCAGGCCACCAUAACAAAAUUCAGCCAUACGGUUCUGGCAAACCCUGGGGACGACGCUCAAUUCGAAUGCAUAGUAAAUGGUAACCCACUCACUGAUGACACCAUACGAUGGGCCAGAUCUGGUUUUGACAAGCUCAGGACGCAAGUGGUUUCUUCCAGAGGGCAUUCGAUACUAAACGUUUUCAAUGUGUCAAGGAAGGACGCUGGGGAGUUCCACUGUUUAGCUUACAAUGGAAUUGGAGAAGAAACGGAAGCACGCAUACAGCUUGUAGUCAAGUUUAAACCAGUUAUUCACUUGACGAGGCAACUGCUAAACGUAGCUGUUGAUCAAGGAAACACUGCCCGUCUUGUCUGUGUUGUGGAAGCUGCUCCCAGCGUCAACUUCACCUGGUCCUUAGACAGUGGUGUGGUGAUAGGAAGUUAUCUAGGCAUCUCUAAGUACACCAUCCAAAAAGCCCAGUUAGACGAGACUAUGUGGGAAAGUGUUUUGUUUAUUAAGAAUGUUACAGAUACUGACUAUGGAAAGUAUAUGUGCAUUGUAAAGAACGAGUUAGGUGUUGAUGAUAUCAUUAUUACACUCAGAAGAAAAGGCAAACCGGAUUCCCCUGAGAACUUUCAUGUUCUCAAUGUUUCAUACGACUCAGUAUCUUUAGGAUGGAUUCCUGGCUUCAACGGCGGAGCCGCACAGGAGUUCCAAAUCCGCUAUCGCGAGUCUAGGUCUAAAAUAUACAGCUUUACCAAAUUCAUUCCAGGAAGUUCUGUCCUUCUAGUUGUAAGAGACUUAAAACCACAGUCGGAAUACGUGUUCGAAAUCAUGGCUCGAAAUAAAUACGGAGAAAGUCGUAACACUAAUGCAGUUGUAACAACUAAAAUAUUGGAUAACUCUUUAAUGGACACAUCAAAAGCCAUGGUCAACUCUACCGAUGAAGAUAACAAAGGAAUUUCUAGUAUUUUCAUCAUUGUAGGUGUUAUUGCAGGCGCAUGUCUCGUUUUUCUUAACAUCAUUUUUGUCAUCUAUUUUAUAAGAAAAAGGAAGCAUAAUCAACAAAACCAAGAAGAUGUCACUUCUGAAAGAAAGACAUCCGAAGUGUCUGAUUCUCAGAUGUAUACACCUAGUAAUUAUCAAGAGAAAAUUAACGGAGAAGCAUUAUACCCGGUUCAGGAUGAAAGCAACGAAACUAGUCAUGAUAUAAUGUUGAAAGAAGUACCCAACAAUAGAAAGAACGUGGAAGUUGAGAAUGAACAAAGUAAAUCCCCAAAGUAUAAUAAACCUUCCGAAGAAAGGACUGAAGAAGAACAAAAUAGAGAAAUGAGGACAUGCAGUGAAACUGACAAAGACUGCCCGGAUAUUUUAAAGAAACCUGAAAUAUCAAGUAUAGAAAACCGGGAAGUAACGAAACGAGAAUACAACAAACCAUUUAUGAACGGUGGACGUUCCCAAAGAAAAGAGUUCCCUACCCAAGCAGUGGAUAUAUCUAACGUGCCAUAUCCUGCCUCAACAAAGACAGCCAAAGUCAAGCACGUUCAGAUCAUACUUCCUGAUAAAGAACCCAACGUUAGAGCUCGUGAUCUUGUCGUCCACACAUCGUCCAAGCCCCAAAAAUACGUCGUCGGUAAGCUGGGAGUUCAUGUAGUAUGAUUUGAAAGACAAAGGUAGAUCGCACAACAUAAUGCCCACGCAAUUGCCAGAGGUGAAAGAAACCCAAACAGAUAUAUAUUUAUCUCUGUAUGUAUAUUCUGUACCCAAUUUAUUCACAGCUAGCUCCUUAUUCCUUGCUUCGGGAAACGUCAACUAAUUUAUGAUAGCAAAGGUGUAACCAGAUAGUCUCAAACAUUUCAAGAAAAGACUUAUUAGAAUUUUAAAAAAUCUGGACAAAAUACUAAAAAGCUGUAUACUUGUUGUACGUGUACUUUCUUGAA